GCAUUGAUAAAACCGUCUGCCCUCGGGUGGCCAGAGGGGUGGCGGUACCCGUGGCGUGGUUCAGUGCGGGUUCUGGGGGCGGCGCGGGCGGGUCUGCCUCCGUUCGAAACGAGCCCUUCGCCACAGCAGUCGCACAUACAAGGGAGCCCGGCUAGUCAACAAAAAUAAAUUAUAAAUUUCCACAAAACGUAUUGAAUUGUACCGGGCUCACCUUUACUUCCUCAUCACAAGUAUUUAUUAUACGUCAAGGGCCGUUAGACUCUGGCCCUUCGGAGCCCUUCGUAACAGCAGUUGGAUCAAAGUUGAGGGAGAAUUGAGAAGGAUUCUGCUGAGGAACAGGGUUAAAACAUUCAACGAGAAGCAACCCGUCGUGAUCGUCCCCGACUCGUUGCAGUUUUCAGUAUGGAGGGCCCCGGACCGGUAGAAAGGGGCAGAAACUUUCGUCUACUUGUGAAUGAGGAGCUUCCACUACUCUUAGAAUUUCUCGCUGGAUACUUACCUGAGUCACUCAAGUUUCAUCAGACAGUUUUGACGUACAUGAGAAACAAAGUAUGGGAGUUUCAUUUUUAUGUUGCUGACGGCUGGCCGGAUGUCCCCAUUUGUUUACACUUUCCAGGAAUGACUUUGUCCCCGCACGGUUUUCUGUACGAGAGCUUCGGGGUAUUCUGUCCAAACAAGAGCCUGGAUCACCUUCACCUGCUGCGUGACGAAGAUAUCCUGAUUGACUGGGAGAAACCACUGUACAUUAAUUUCGUCCACCACGAGAUUGCCGGUGAGUUGUUCGAUCUUUACAACGGAACUGGGACAAUUGAACGUGUCCUGGGUGAUGUAUGGGCGAGUGAAGAGCCAGGAAAUACCAUACAAAUUGAGGAUGAGACAAUCGAGGGUGAACCAGAGGUCCAGGUACUCCCUCUAUGUCCAGAACAUGCUGAAGGAAUACACGAAUUAUAUCCAGCCAAUGAUAUGGAGUGUCACGAGCUCUUUCUUCGUUUGAUAAGAAUAUUACCAGCAGCUGGGGUUUUUGUCGAUGGAAAAUUGGCUGCUUGGAUGAUACAGUCGUACUAUGGUGCCAUGUUCUCCAUGCAGACCAAGCCCGAGUACAGGAGGAAAGGAUAUGGCACGAGACUUGCGAGGUACCUGACAAAAACAGUAGCGGACAGGGGUUACACUCCCUUCGUCGUAAUACGUCCGGAAAACGAGGCCAGCCAGAGUCUUUAUAAAAAACUUGGAUUUAGAAGACUUUACCAAACAGUUCGAGCAACAUUUACCCCUUACAACUGUCAAAAAAUAUUGGACGAUGAUGAAUCAAGCCAGAAUAAUGAUUUUUCCAACACAGUGAGAAAAUUUCAGAUUGAACAACGGGUUAUUGAUACACUGCAGAGUGACGAAGACACUACUGUCAUGGCUGAUAAUGAUGACAAUGGGGGUGAAGAUACAAUACGUGAUCCAAUGGAUUCGCCGAAAGACGAUGACGAGGAUGAAAUUGAGGAGAAUGGCUUCACGAGGAAUGCCGAGUGUCUUCAACCGAUUGAAGAACAGCCUGAGGACAGAAUAGACUCGGUUGACGAUGGUCAGUGUGAAAAUAAUGGUACCAUGCAGGAUGUGGUUAGCACUGAUGAGAAUGAUUGUCCUGAUAGCGUUGAGGAUGAAUAGAGUUUUAAGUAAAGAAAUGACUUUUUUUUAGCUAGGGAAUCAUUUCAAUGUACGAGGAAUGGUCCAUUAGUCACAGUUUAUGUUAUUUUUUUCAUGAAAAAAAAAUUCAGAACAUCUGGCCGUCAAUAGAAACAAAAAAUCAAGUAAUUUUGUGGUGACGUGUAAGACGAGGUAAGUUAAUUUAUUCCCAGGUUUGUUUAUCGAUGGAUAUCUCAAAACUGACGGGAAAUUUCGGAAUUUUCAUGAUAAACUUUUUUGUUGAGAAAAAUGAGUUCUAAAAAGAAAGUCUACAUGAACAUUUUUCCAUUGCUCAUGGAUUUCGAGAUAUUUAUUGAAAAACGAGGCUGGAAAUGAGUUAGUCCACCUUGUUUUAUCACUUCGCCGCAAAAAUAGUAUCUAUUACGCAAUAAAUGAUAUGUAUUGAACAAUUGAGUGUUCCUCGGGCAUUGAACUAUGAGAGAAACAAAUGGUGUUUUUGUGGGACAAUUAAAUGGGAAAAUUGAAAAUAGAGAAGAGAAAUGCUUCAGUUUCAUUCCACAAAAGAAUUAAUAAUUUAGCUUCCCAAUGGCAGCUUCAAACAUUCCAAGUUGCUGAAUAUCAAUUUCUCUAUUUAACGAAAACCCUAAAAGCACAAAAGUUAUCACAACUGGAGAAGUAAAAGUAAAAUAUUUUAACGAAAUUUUCAAAAGCCAGAACAAACUUAACUCAGCGAUGAAUUUGUCAAUUCGCUCGAGGUCCCAGUUUGUAAAUGCACGUGCGGAGAUAUCCGGCCUCUCUGUGCGUAUACCUCAUAUCAUAUUUUUCAGAUGAAAAUGAAUGAAAAUUGAUGCGAUGUAGAGACCGCCUAGCAGGCUCAGGACCAAAGGAAAUAAGGGGUAGAAUGUACUCGGCGGGUUUCGCUCAUUGAAGCAAUCAAGAUUAUUUUCGAUUUUAUUGAACCCUUACUCUACGUUUUUUUAAACAAUCGCUCUCUCAUUCCCUGAACAGUUGGGGUUCUGUAGAAUUUUUUUUGAGUCGCAUUUCGCUUUUUUCCUUUUUUACAUUUUCACAUUUCAUUUUCUUUCUCAUUUUCCUUUUCAUCAGUUUUGCCAAUGAAACAACCGCGAAACUAGUUAAUGAUUCGCGAAAUACAAACGAAAUGCCGGGAAAAUAAUUGAUCAACUGUUAAUUCUUGAUUGCAACGGGGAGCUGAGUAUACAGGCGAAUGUAGAAAUCAUCGAGCAGAAGAAAAAGUUGAAAAAAUUAACCGAGCCUUUCCUUGAUAGUAUGCUGACGAGACAUGUGGAGUCAUUGGUCGGUGAAAGCAAUCUGUGAUUAUUAUUUCUCUGUAUAAAGUAUGUAGGAACGUAAACGUCUUGUAAGAAUAUGAAAAUUAAAAGAAAUAAGAAUAAAAGUGAAACUCCUGGGACCUUGAGCGAAAAUAAUGAAGCUAAAAAUAGUGAAAACGAUAAAGAAAAAUGAUAAUUAACAUAAAGCCCUGAAUAAUCUAAAUUUCAGGAUAACAUUAUUGACGCAGUCUUUGACUCAUUGACGAAAAAUAUUGAAUGACAUUUUCAAUGUCUGUGACAUAGUGUCCUUGCAAUGAUUAAGGAGACAGGUGGAUCAAGCUCGAGCCUCAGAGGUAUAAAAAAAAACAAAUAGUCACCUCAGAUAGAUAGGUUACUUGUAUAAUUUUUUCUACGUUUAAUAGGUGAUAAUCAAAUCAAUUGUAUACAGAUAGGACGAUAAUAAGAAUAAUGAAGAUUGACAAUUGAGAGUUGGGGCUUAAGUUGGAGUCACCUGGAUUUUAUUCCUGGAUAUGUAAAAAUAUGUAUUAUUAUUAUUAAUUUUCUGUGCAGGUGUGAGAGAUGAGAAGUAUAAAGGGCUAAGAAAUUUUCGUACUAUUCGAAUUUUUCAGGGAAAAUCAUUUUUACUCGAAAUUGAUAGAUUGAAAGAUAAUGCGUGUGGCCCAAUGAGAAGAGUAGGAAUUUUUCCUCAUCUUUCAUUGGUUCCAACUAAGUAUUGUUGAGGACAUUGACAGAGUAAAUAACGGGAGAAAACCGAACUACUUGUUUAUCUGUUCAUUUAAAUUCUCUGUUAUUCUUUCCUGAAUUACUCGUUUCGUAGGUGAAAGGGGGCAAGCUGUGAUACUUUAUCCAAUGCAUUGUAUUAUUCUCUGUUAGUCUCCGUAUGUUUAGUCUACACACGAAAAAAAAAAAAGGAAAGUCACUCAUAUUUUUUCCGUUCAAUUCGAAUAUCUCUCAGUAUUUUAGCAUUUUUAUAUUAUUUUGUGAUUACGAAACAGAGAAUGACGAUAAUGAAGGUGAUAAUCUCUCAGGGAUUAUCAAGUCAAUUAGAUUUGGCCCUCAAGUCGCACUCGAUGAGAUUUAAGAUUUUGAAAAUUAAGGGAAAUUAAUAAUAACCAGUUGACAUUCUCAUCCACCUCAUCAACCACGCCAAUGCCUGAAAUUAAUAUUCCUAUUAUAAUGAAUAACAAUUAAAGACGCGAAAAUGAGAGAGGAUUUUUCCAGUGAUCAAGCACAUUUCCUUCGUUGGCCCAAUUAUUUUUCACCGCUUUGAGCUCUAAUUUAACUAAAAUAUUUCUUUAAAUAAAUUUCACGCGAAUGUGCGAGGGGUUUCGAUCGAAUUCCUGUCCAAUAGGGGGCCAGGAGAAUCGAUAAAUUCAUUCAAAAGCUUGUGACAACGAAUCCAGCUUUCAAAAAAUAAUAUGCCAUCUUAGUGAACGGCUUGCUAGCCCUGUUUUAAGAGUGAAAUUUAUAUCUAGGGGCCUAACAAUGACAAAGGAAGAAGAUUACUCAGUUUUUUCAAUUCUCUGUUGUAAAUCGGUUGUAUACGAGGGGAAAAAAAAUCAAUCUCUUGCUGACCAAUCUGUUAGAAAUAAAAUCUAACUCUUCGAUUGAACAAUUUUGGGCGAAUAAAAUAAUACUCUUUUCAUUGCUCUCUCUCUCUCUUUCUUCCUCUUGCACAUUUCGCUUGUCAAUGACAGCAAUGUUUCUCCGCCUGUCAAUACUACCGAUAAAGACAGAAGGUGUAUUAAAAGUGGUGAAUAACAAACAAAUAUAACACUCGACUGAAUGAAUAAAUACGAGAUAACAUAUGUACAGAUGGAAUGUCUUAUACGUAAGAAGAGUGAAAUGAGUAUUUGUUGAGUCGAGGGAGAGUGCGAAGUGAGAAAAUAUUGAAGUGAUGGUCUCUUUCGGACAAUGAAAUUUCAUGUUUUGGAAUAGUAAAAAAAAUAUAUAAAAAUUUUUAUCA
Diachasmimorpha longicaudata is the source of this 4908-nucleotide messenger RNA. RefSeq lists its product as uncharacterized. NCBI's taxonomy places the organism in Eukaryota, Metazoa, Arthropoda, Insecta, Hymenoptera, Braconidae. The transcript has 5 exons. The record is from RefSeq and is a predicted model, not a curated record. Bases 403 to 1653 code for a protein of 416 amino acids. Gene Ontology annotation, molecular function: acyltransferase activity, transferring groups other than amino-acyl groups.